Messenger RNA from Aspergillus caelatus, 879 nucleotides. RefSeq lists its product as uncharacterized. NCBI's taxonomy places the organism in Eukaryota, Fungi, Ascomycota, Eurotiomycetes, Eurotiales, Aspergillaceae. The transcript has a single exon. Gene Ontology annotation, molecular function: FAD binding. The record is from RefSeq and is a predicted model, not a curated record. Bases 1 to 879 code for a protein of 292 amino acids.
AUGCACUCAAUCUCGAACGACCGUUUCUCCUUCCUGCUCCUCUGUCAGCCGACCUUCAUCUCCUACAUCGCACACUGCAAACUCCCGGAGGACCAGCAGUGCGUAUGGCCCAAUCGCGCGCGGUUUACCGACAACGACAUGGAGGCCCUGGCAUGCAAGCUAGCCGACUAUCCAAUCUGCGAGUCUGUGGUCUUCGGAGAACUGUGGCGCACCCGCACCAAGGCCCAGCUUAUCUCCCUGGAAGAAGGCGUUCUCGAUCACUGGUUCUUUGGCCGGACGGUAAUGGCCGGCGACGCAAUCCAUAAGGUGACCCCAAAUUCAGCGUUGGGCGGCUGCACGGCGAUGGAAGAUGGCGCAGCAAUCACCAAUCAACUCUAUCAGCUGCUGAACCGACACCCGAACAAGAAACCCUCGACUGUGGAAAUCAGUGCCGCUAUGCAGGAGUACCAGGACUCACGGCUUGAUCGCGUUAAGACCAUCGUCAAAGUCGGCGGCGAUCUCACGCGUCUACAGGCCUUUGACGGGUGGUACUUUUACAUUAUGCAGCGUUGGGUCACCCCGUGGAUUGGACUGGACACGCUAGCAGUCAAUAUAGCCAAGCUGUGCAGUGAUGGCACGAAGUUGAGCUUUGUCGACUUUCCAGAGCAGAAGGGGCUUCUGGGAUGGCAGGAUACCAUCGCGAUCGAGGCAAGGAAGGAGAGAGCGGUCGGGCAGAAGCAGCAGUUGGAGCUAUCACAGAAGUGGUGGUACUGGAAUGGGGAGGUGCAGCAGAUUUGGCCCUUGUUGGUGGGAUUUUUCCUGUGCCUUAGUUCGACACUGUUAUGGUGUUUACCGAGAGAUCCCCAUCAUGUGUGGUUCGGGAUUGACGCGGCUCAUUGA